CAUAGAGGCCACGCGUGUAUUGUUUAAACUGCUCAAAGGCGAGUGAGUUUUCAAAGCAGCUAAACUAAACUUCCACCAAGUCGAGUGAUGGCGGCCGUCGUGUCUGUGAGCUCAAACGCCAAAGAAGACAACACAGACACCGCGCUCAGCUUCGCCUCUCGUCCGCUUCACGAAAAGUAUGACCUCUCAGCCGACCGCGACAAGUGGAGGCCCGGAGACCGCCGGCGGCCCCCAGAGCUGCUGGAAGCCGGCGAGGAGGUCCCCUCUACGGCACGCGAGGGUCAGCGGAGGGCGGAUGAAGACUUGACACCUCUGAGCCCCGAAGAGAUUAGGAGCCGCUUGGAGCGAACUCGCCGGGAGUUUUACAACCGCAGGAAGAUUAUCAUUAAAAAUUUACCAUGCGACAUCACCAACCAGGAAGUCCAUGAGCUGCUGGCCAACUAUGACCUGAAGUACUGCUUUGUGGACAAAUACAAGGGCACAGCCUUCGUGACCUUGCUCAAUGGGGAACAGGCGCAGAGCGCCAUCAAGGACUUUCACCAACACGUGCUCCGCGAGCGGGAGAUCUCUGUGCAGCUGCAGCCGACCGACGCCCUACUGUGCAUCGCCAACCUGCCGCGCUCCUUCACCCAGCAGCAGUUUGAAGAGCUGGUGCGGCCUUUCGGCAACCUGGAGCGCUGCUUCCUGGUGUACCGGGCGUCCAGCGGCCACUCCAAGGGCUACGGCUUUGUGGAGUACAUGAAGAAGGACUCGGCGGCCCGGGCCAAGUCGGAGCUCCUCGGCAAGCAGCUGGGCUCGCGCAUGCUCUACGUGCACUGGACCGAGGUGGGCUCGCUCACGUACCCGCUGCUGCACUCAAAGUGUCUUUGCGUGGACCGCCUGCCUCAGAGUCUGAUGACCGCUCAGGACCUAUGCAACGCGUUGGCCGACACCCAACCGCCAGUCUUCUGCCAGUUGGCUCAGGGACAAGAUGGAAGUUUUCGUCGGUUUGCGGUGCUGGAGUUCGCCACAGCUGAGAUGGCCGAGGAGGCUCAGCAGCUUGCAGACGGCAGGCUGCUGGGCGGAAUGCACAUCAGGGCAUCCUUCUGUGCCCCCGGACUACCCGGACGCAGCAUGCUUGCUGCUCUCAUUGCUGCCCAGACCAUGGCUGUGAACAGGGGCAAAGGUCUCCUCCCGGACCCCACUGCCAUGCAGAUCCUCACAGGCCUCAACAACCCAGCUGCCCUCAAGAUGUUGCUCAACCCGCUGUCCCAUGGCCACAACAAACAAGGUCUUCUCGGGGCGGCCCCCGCCGUGCCGCUGCUCGCCAACCCGGCCCUCCCCAGCGUGCUGCUCCAGUUGCUCCUUCAGAAGCUUCCUCCUCCUCCUCCACCGCAGGCAGGACUCAUGGCGGAGAAUCCUCUGGCCUCUUUGCCUGUCCAGCAGGGAGUCCAUCUGCUUGGAGAGCUGCCCCAAGGUCUUGGCCUUCAGACUGAUCCCCUAGCCCCACUGAAGCCCGCAUCCCUAGGUAGAUCUGUGGGCAGGGAUCAGGAGUCGCCCAGCUUCCCGCAGACUCCCUCUCCCACUCUGCAGGGUCUAUCCGUGCCAAUGAUGAGCGGCAUGAUGGGGCCGGACGGCCUCGCGGCUCAGGGGGUCUCCAUACUCGGAGAUCCGCCUAAAGAUGUGACUCCUUCCCAGAGUUCCUUUCUCGCCGUCAACCAUGCAUUUCCUUCAGGCCCCAACUGCAGACCUCACCCGUACAGGAAGAGACCCACGCUAACCAACGUGUCCAACCAGCACAUGCAGCCCAACUACAGCCUGCGCUACCAGGAGUCAUACGGUGCCGAGUACCCUCCUCUCCAUCAGGAUGAGCUGCAGCACUUGUACGAGGAGCAGGAGAACCACCACAUUGGCGACUUGGCAGGGUUCGGACAGCAGCUCUCUUGUCCGUCAGACUACAGCCAAAGGCACUUCACUUACCCCCCGAGCCCUCCCCUGUCCUCGUAUUUCAGCUCAGGGCCCGAUGCCUCCAUGAAUGGCAGCCUCCAUCCUAGCCAGCUCAAUAGGGCUGUUGGGAUGCCUCCUCUGAGUCACACAUCCAGCUACCCUCCAGGCCUUGGGAACACGAUGAAGACUCCCAUUGGUAGCCACAAGCGCGUCUUGUCCCGCCUCAUCCCGUCUCCGGAGCCGAGCCCAGAAGGCGGCUACGUGGGCCAGCACUCCCAGGGCCUGGGGGGGCAUUACGCCGACUCCUACCUGAAGCGCAAGCGCAUCUUCUAAACAAAAAUAAACAAAAAAAAAAAACAGAACAAAACAAGAAAAUGUCGCCACAAGAAGCCAGGAUGUGACGGGAACUCUUCUAGUGAACGCGUCCCCCGGGGACGGUCCUUCCAUUUUUGUGUUUGUGUGUGUGUGUAUAUAAUUUUAGUGUGUUGCUAAAUUAAUUCUUUUAACUUUUUUUU
Molecule: messenger RNA, 2441 nt
Organism: Doryrhamphus excisus (bluestripe pipefish)
Lineage: Eukaryota; Metazoa; Chordata; Actinopteri; Syngnathiformes; Syngnathidae
Gene: raver1
Product: ribonucleoprotein, PTB-binding 1
Cellular component (GO): nucleus
Molecular function (GO): mRNA binding
Source: RefSeq, a predicted model, not a curated record